GCGAGGAUUCGGGCAAGGAUUCUGAGGUCAAAGCCGAGCACCCACCCGGCCUCUUUGGUCCACUUCCUUACUUCCACCCCAACACCAACGCACUACAUGACACUGCACGCAGCAUCCUCGACAGAACGAUGACAGAGCGAUUUGAGGACAGCGCUCCGGACGUCGCGUCGAAGCAGCGGAGGAUUCGUCGCACGGCUGCUGAUAUCGCCAAGAACAAGCGCACUGAUGCUGCUGCAAUAGCCGAAUUCGCUCUCAACCACCGAAUUAAAGAGAACAGGCGCUCAUCCGAUCCGAGCCAUACGAAGCGACUCGCCCGGCACAUUUCCCAGCUGCGAUAUGCUCAGACUGAUGGCCUAGCGGAACUUCCUCUCGCUGCAGUCGUUGAUCUGACUCGGUCUUUCACGCCCUCGGAAUGGAUGGCCAUAGAAAAUAGCCCAGAUCAGUUCAGGCGUGCGAUGGAAUUUUACGGAAACCAGGUCCUCGAACUUGAUGCCACCUGGAUGACUUCUUGA
Molecule: messenger RNA, 512 nt
Organism: Verticillium nonalfalfae
Lineage: Eukaryota; Fungi; Ascomycota; Sordariomycetes; Glomerellales; Plectosphaerellaceae
Exons: 2
Source: RefSeq, a predicted model, not a curated record